AUGGGAAGAGGGUCUUCGUUUGCAAUCGACGAAGAGAUGCUCGCUCUCGUCGUCCCUUGCUCGCCGCCUUCACUGUCAUCGUCGGAAUCCGGCUCGCCGCCUUCACUGUCGUCGUCGGAAUCCGGAAUCCGAAUCGCUGCAAUCGACAAGCUUCUUCUACUCGUCGUCACCCACUGCUCGCCGUCUUCACUGUCGCCGUCUUCACUGCUCGCUAGCUGCGUGGAGAGGAUCGAAGGAAGGAAGAGGAUCGAAGGAAGAAGGGUUUCGGCGGUGAGAAGAGGUGAGAAGAAUGGUUUCGAAGGAAGAAGAGUUUAA
Messenger RNA from Linum trigynum, 315 nucleotides. NCBI's taxonomy places the organism in Eukaryota, Viridiplantae, Streptophyta, Magnoliopsida, Malpighiales, Linaceae. The record is from the annotation of a GenBank genome assembly.